This is a messenger RNA of Cryptomeria japonica (Japanese cedar), 951 nucleotides long. RefSeq names its product UDP-glycosyltransferase 91D1-like. Bases 1 to 951 code for a protein of 316 amino acids. Gene Ontology annotation, molecular function: UDP-glycosyltransferase activity. The record is from RefSeq and is a predicted model, not a curated record. The transcript has 2 exons. Lineage: Eukaryota; Viridiplantae; Streptophyta; Pinopsida; Cupressales; Cupressaceae.
AUGGAAGCAGAGGUGCGGCAGCUCCAUGUUAUGAUGGUUCCUUGGCUUUCAAAAAGCCACAUCAGAGCCUUCUUAGAGCUGGCCAAGAAAUUGCGUGCUCAAGUCCCAGAUCUGACAGUUCCCCCGCCUGGUUUCCGCUCCGCACGGAAGCACCUGGAUAUAUUCCAAAAGGACGAGGGGCAAGUUAAUAUGGCAGAGCCGUGGAGUAUGUGCUUUAAGGCUAGCUGGGCGAUAGCCUUCAAAUCGUGCGUAGAAUUAGAUGGCAAAUACUUGGAAUAUAUAGAGAGAACAACCGGCAGGCCCGUGCUUCCCGUGGGGAUUCAGAUGCCCGAUCUAAUGCCGCCACCGGCAAUUGACCGUUGCUUGGCCUGGCUGGAUGUGCAGAAGCCCUGUUCGGUGGUGGUAGCCUCCUUUGGCAGCGAAUGUAUUCUCACCCAGCAGGAGCUCACUGUCUUGGCUCUGGGCUUAGAAGAAAGUGAGCUUCCUUUUCUCUUUGUUCUUCUCCACCAGAUGGCUGUUGCGUUGCCCCACGGUUUUGUAAAGCGCACGCAAAGAAGAGGACUUCUGGUGACGGAGUGGGCGCCUCAGUUGCACAUUUUGGCCCAUUCUUCUGCAGGAGCGCUCCUCAAUAAUUGCGGUUGGAUCUCAGUGUCCGGAGGAUUGAGGUUUGAGGUGCCGUUUGUUACUCUUGCACUGCAGUACGAACAGAGCUUGAAUGCUAAGCUCAUAGCCCAGGAACUCGAGUUGGGGGUGGAAGUCAGGAGAAAUGAGGAGGACGAUUCUUUUUCCUGUAAAGUUGUUCGCACAUUAAUGGAGGAAGAGGAAGGUAGACAGAUCAGAUCUCGCGUUCAUGAGAUUAGUAGAGACUUGAUCAGGAACGAUAGCCAAGUCUAUCGGGCAAGCAUCCACAAUUUCGUUUCUCUAAUCAAACAAAAGGCGUCCUGCAAAUAG